AAUUUACUUCAUCCUUUUUUUUCUCAACUCCGAGCCUAAAAGUCUCCCGUAGUUUAAAUGCUGCAUAAACGUAGCGGUAUCAAAAAACGCAGCAUCGUGCUAAGCGGCGGGCGCUAAUCGAACAUGGCGCCUCGGAUAUAGUUGUAGCUUUAAUGUAGCAGGCGACAUCCAUGUGCCUCAUGCCUUGGAAAUCUAAGGCUCUCAUCGUUGGCCGCAUAGACAAUGACAGAAGAUUCCGACUCGAUAUCUGAGGAAGAACGCAGUUUGUUCCGUCCCUUUACCCGCGAAUCAUUGGUGCAAAUCGAACAACGCAUUGCCGCUGAACAUGAAAAGCAGAAGGAGCUGGAAAGAAAGAGAGCCGAGGGAGAGGUGCCGCAAUAUGGUCGCAAGAAAAAACAAAAAGAAAUCCGAUAUGAUGACGAGGACGAGGAUGAAGGUCCACAACCGGAUCCUACACUUGAACAGGGUGUGCCAAUACCUGUUCGAUUGCAGGGCAGCUUCCCGCCGGAAUUGGCCUCCACUCCUCUCGAGGAUAUCGAUCCCUACUACAGCAAUGUACUGACAUUCGUAGUUGUAAGCAAAGGAAAAGAUAUUUUUCGCUUUUCUGCAUCAAAAGCAAUGUGGCUGCUCGAUCCAUUCAAUCCGAUACGUCGUGUGGCCAUUUACAUUCUAGUGCAUCCAUUAUUUUCCCUAUUCAUCAUCACCACAAUUCUCGUCAACUGCAUCCUGAUGAUAAUGCCGACAACGCCCACGGUUGAGUCCACUGAGGUGAUAUUCACCGGAAUCUACACAUUUGAAUCAGCUGUUAAAGUGAUGGCACGAGGUUUCAUUUUAUGCCCGUUUACGUAUCUUAGAGAUGCAUGGAAUUGGCUGGACUUCGUAGUAAUAGCUUUAGCUUAUGUGACCAUGGGUAUAGAUUUAGGUAAUCUAGCAGCCCUGCGAACGUUUAGGGUGCUGCGAGCGCUUAAAACCGUAGCCAUUGUGCCAGGCUUGAAGACCAUCGUCGGCGCCGUCAUCGAAUCGGUGAAGAAUCUGCGCGAUGUGAUAAUCCUGACCAUGUUCUCCCUGUCGGUGUUCGCGUUGAUGGGCCUGCAGAUCUACAUGGGCGUGCUCACGCAGAAGUGCAUCAAGAAGUUCCCGCUGGACGGCUCCUGGGGCAAUCUGACCGACGAGAACUGGGACUAUCACAAUCGCAAUAGCUCCAAUUGGUACUCCGAGGACGAGGGCAUCUCAUUUCCGUUGUGCGGCAAUAUAUCCGGUGCGGGGCAAUGCGACGACGACUACGUGUGCCUGCAGGGGUUUGGUCCGAAUCCGAAUUAUGGCUACACCAGCUUCGAUUCGUUCGGAUGGGCAUUCCUGUCCGCGUUCCGGCUGAUGACACAGGACUUUUGGGAGGACCUGUACCAGCUGGUGUUGCGCGCCGCCGGACCAUGGCACAUGCUGUUCUUUAUAGUCAUCAUCUUCCUAGGUUCAUUCUAUCUUGUGAAUUUGAUUUUGGCCAUUGUUGCCAUGUCGUAUGACGAAUUGCAAAAGAAGGCCGAAGAAGAGGAGGCUGCCGAAGAGGAGGCGAUACGUGAAGCGGAAGAAGCUGCCGCCGCCAAAGCGGCCAAGCUGGAGGAGCGGGCCAAUGCGCAGGCUCAGGCAGCAGCGGAUGCGGCUGCCGCCGAAGAGGCUGCACUGCAUCCGGAGAUGGCCAAGAGUCCGACGUAUUCUUGCAUCAGCUAUGAGCUAUUUGUUGGCGGCGAGAAGGGCAACGAUGACAACAACAAAGAGAAGAUGUCCAUUCGGAGCGUCGAGGUGGAGUCGGAGUCGGUGAGCGUUAUACAAAGACAACCAGCACCUACCACAGCACACCAAGCUACCAAAGUUCGUAAAGUGAGCACGACAUCCUUAUCCUUACCUGGUUCACCGUUUAACAUACGCAGGGGAUCACGUAGUUCUCACAAGUACACGAUACGGAACGGGCGUGGCCGCUUUGGUAUACCCGGUAGCGAUCGUAAGCCAUUGGUAUUGUCAACAUAUCAGGAUGCCCAGCAGCACUUGCCCUAUGCCGACGACUCGAAUGCCGUCACCCCGAUGUCCGAAGAGAAUGGGGCCAUCAUAGUGCCCGUGUACUAUGGCAAUCUAGGCUCUCGGCACUCAUCGUACACCUCGCAUCAGUCCCGAAUAUCGUAUACCUCACAUGGCGAUCUACUCGGCGGCAUGGCCGUCAUGGGCGUCAGCACAAUGACCAAGGAGAGCAAAUUGCGCAACCGCAACACACGCAAUCAAUCAGUGGGCGCCACCAAUGGCGGCACCACCUGCCUGGACACCAAUCACAAGCUCGAUCAUCGCGACUACGAAAUUGGCCUGGAGUGCACGGACGAAGCUGGCAAGAUUAAACAUCAUGACAAUCCUUUUAUCGAGCCCGUCCAGACACAAACGGUGGUUGACAUGAAAGAUGUGAUGGUCCUGAAUGACAUAAUCGAACAGGCCGCUGGUCGGCACAGUCGGGCAAGCGAUCGCGGUGUCUCCGUUUACUAUUUCCCAACAGAGGACGAUGACGAGGAUGGGCCGACGUUCAAAGACAAGGCACUCGAAGUGAUCCUCAAAGGCAUCGAUGUGUUUUGUGUGUGGGACUGUUGCUGGGUUUGGUUGAAAUUUCAGGAGUGGGUAUCGCUCAUCGUCUUCGAUCCCUUCGUCGAGCUCUUCAUCACGCUGUGCAUUGUGGUCAACACGAUGUUCAUGGCGAUGGAUCACCACGAUAUGAACAAGGAGAUGGAGCGCGUGCUCAAGAGUGGCAACUAUUUCUUCACGGCCACCUUCGCCAUCGAGGCCACCAUGAAGCUGAUGGCCAUGAGCCCCAAGUACUAUUUCCAGGAGGGCUGGAACAUCUUCGACUUCAUCAUCGUGGCCCUAUCGCUCUUGGAGCUGGGACUCGAGGGUGUCCAGGGUCUGUCCGUCUUGCGUUCCUUUCGAUUGCUGCGUGUUUUCAAGCUGGCCAAAUCGUGGCCGACACUGAAUUUGCUCAUAUCGAUUAUGGGCCGCACUGUCGGCGCCCUCGGCAAUCUGACCUUCGUCCUGUGCAUUAUUAUCUUCAUAUUCGCGGUCAUGGGCAUGCAGCUGUUUGGCAAGAACUACACAGAUCACAAGGACCGCUUUCCGGAUGGCGACCUGCCGCGCUGGAACUUCACCGACUUCAUGCACAGCUUCAUGAUCGUGUUCCGGGUGCUCUGCGGAGAGUGGAUCGAGUCCAUGUGGGACUGCAUGUACGUGGGCGACGUCUCGUGCAUUCCCUUCUUCUUGGCCACCGUUGUCAUCGGCAAUCUUGUGGUACUUAACCUUUUCUUAGCCUUGCUUUUGUCCAAUUUUGGCUCAUCUAGCUUAUCAGCGCCGACUGCCGAUAACGAUACGAAUAAAAUAGCCGAGGCCUUCAAUCGAAUUGGCCGAUUUAAAAGUUGGGUUAAGCGUAAUAUUGCUGAUUGUUUCAAGUUAAUACGUAACAAAUUGACAAAUCAAAUAAGUGAUCAACCAUCAGAGCAUGGUGAUAACGAACUGGAGCUGGGCCACGACGAGAUCCUCGCCGACGGCCUGAUCAAGAAGGGGAUCAAGGAGCAGACGCAACUGGAGGUGGCCAUCGGGGAUGGCAUGGAGUUCACGAUACACGGCGACAUGAAGAACAACAAGCCGAAGAAAUCCAAAUAUCUAAAUAACGCAACGGACGACGACACUGCCAGCAUUAACUCAUAUGGUAGCCAUAAGAAUCGACCAUUCAAGGACGAGAGCCACAAGGGCAGCGCCGAGACGAUGGAGGGCGAGGAGAAGCGCGACGCCAGCAAGGAGGAUUUAGGUCUCGACGAGGAACUGGACGAGGAGGGCGAAUGCGAGGAGGGCCCGCUCGACGGUGAUAUCAUUAUUCAUGCACACGACGAGGAUAUACUCGAUGAAUAUCCAGCUGAUUGCUGCCCCGAUUCGUACUAUAAGAAAUUUCCGAUCUUAGCCGGUGACGAUGACUCGCCGUUCUGGCAAGGAUGGGGCAAUUUACGACUGAAAACUUUUCAAUUAAUUGAAAAUAAAUAUUUUGAAACAGCUGUUAUCACUAUGAUUUUAAUGAGUAGCUUAGCUUUGGCAUUAGAAGAUGUACAUCUGCCACAAAGACCCAUACUGCAGGAUAUUUUAUACUAUAUGGACAGAAUAUUUACGGUUAUAUUCUUCUUGGAAAUGUUAAUCAAGUGGUUGGCGCUCGGCUUCAAAGUGUACUUCACCAACGCGUGGUGUUGGCUCGAUUUCGUGAUUGUCAUGGUAUCGCUUAUCAACUUCGUUGCUUCACUUGUUGGAGCUGGUGGUAUUCAAGCCUUCAAGACUAUGCGAACGUUAAGAGCACUGAGACCACUACGUGCCAUGUCCCGUAUGCAGGGCAUGAGGGUCGUCGUUAAUGCGCUGGUACAAGCUAUACCGUCCAUCUUCAAUGUGCUAUUGGUGUGUCUAAUAUUUUGGCUAAUUUUUGCCAUAAUGGGUGUACAGCUUUUUGCUGGAAAAUAUUUUAAGUGCGAGGACAUGAACGGCACGAAGCUCAGCCACGAGAUCAUACCAAAUCGCAAUGCCUGCGAGAGCGAGAACUACACGUGGGUGAAUUCAGCAAUGAAUUUCGAUCAUGUAGGUAACGCGUAUCUGUGCCUUUUCCAAGUGGCCACCUUCAAAGGCUGGAUACAAAUCAUGAACGAUGCUAUCGAUUCACGAGAGGUGGACAAGCAACCAAUUCGUGAAACGAACAUCUACAUGUAUUUAUAUUUCGUAUUCUUCAUCAUAUUUGGAUCAUUUUUCACACUCAAUCUGUUCAUUGGUGUUAUCAUUGAUAAUUUUAAUGAGCAAAAGAAAAAAGCAGGUGGAUCAUUAGAAAUGUUCAUGACAGAAGAUCAGAAAAAGUACUAUAAUGCUAUGAAAAAGAUGGGCUCUAAAAAACCAUUAAAAGCCAUUCCAAGACCAAGGUGGCGACCACAAGCAAUAGUCUUUGAAAUAGUAACCGAUAAGAAAUUCGAUAUAAUCAUUAUGUUAUUCAUUGGUCUGAACAUGUUCACCAUGACCCUCGAUCGUUACGAUGCGUCGGACACGUAUAACGCGGUCCUAGACUAUCUCAAUGCGAUAUUCGUAGUUAUUUUCAGUUCCGAAUGUCUAUUAAAAAUAUUCGCUUUACGAUAUCACUAUUUUAUUGAGCCAUGGAAUUUAUUUGAUGUAGUAGUUGUCAUUUUAUCCAUCUUAGGUCUCGUACUUAGCGAUAUUAUCGAGAAGUACUUCGUGUCGCCGACCCUGCUCCGAGUGGUGCGUGUGGCGAAGGUGGGCCGUGUCCUUCGACUGGUGAAGGGAGCCAAGGGCAUUCGGACACUGCUCUUCGCGUUGGCCAUGUCGCUGCCGGCCCUGUUCAACAUCUGCCUGCUGCUGUUUCUGGUCAUGUUCAUCUUUGCCAUCUUCGGCAUGUCGUUCUUCAUGCACGUGAAGGAGAAGAGCGGCAUCAACGACGUCUACAACUUCAAGACCUUUGGCCAGAGCAUGAUCCUGCUCUUUCAGAUGUCGACGUCAGCCGGUUGGGAUGGUGUACUGGACGCCAUUAUCAAUGAGGAAGCAUGCGAUCCACCCGACAACGACAAAGGCUAUCCGGGCAAUUGUGGUUCAGCGACCGUUGGAAUAACGUUUCUCCUCUCAUACCUAGUUAUAAGCUUUUUGAUAGUUAUUAAUAUGUACAUUGCUGUCAUUCUCGAGAACUAUAGUCAGGCCACCGAGGACGUGCAAGAGGGUCUGACCGACGACGACUACGACAUGUACUAUGAGAUCUGGCAGCAAUUCGAUCCGGAGGGCACCCAGUACAUACGCUAUGAUCAGCUGUCCGAAUUCCUGGACGUACUGGAGCCCCCGCUGCAGAUCCACAAACCGAACAAGUACAAGAUCAUAUCGAUGGACAUACCCAUCUGUCGCGGCGACCUCAUGUACUGCGUCGACAUCCUCGACGCCCUUACGAAAGACUUCUUUGCGCGCAAGGGCAAUCCGAUAGAGGAGACGGGUGAGAUCGGUGAGAUAGCGGCCCGACCGGAUACGGAGGGCUACGAGCCCGUCUCAUCAACGCUGUGGCGUCAGCGUGAGGAGUACUGUGCCCGGCUCAUCCAGCACGCCUGGCGCAAGCACAAGGCGCGCGGCGAGGGAGGUGGCUCCUUCGAGCCGGAUGCGGAUCAGGGCGAUGGCGGCGGUGAUCCGGAUGCCGGUGACCCGGCGCCCGAUGACCAAACGGACGGCGAUGCGCCCGCUGGAGGAGAUGGUAGUGUUAACGGUACUGCAGAUGGAGCUGCCGAUGCCGACGAGAAUAAUGUAAAUAGUCCGGGAGAGGAUGCAGCGGCGGCAGCAGCAGCAGCAGCAGCGGCGGCGGCGGGUACAACGACGGCGGGAAGUCCCGGAGCGGGUAGCGCCGGACGACAGACCGCCGUUCUCGUGGAGAGCGACGGGUUCGUGACGAAGAACGGCCACAAGGUGGUCAUCCACUCGCGAUCGCCGAGCAUCACGUCGCGCACGGCGGAUGUCUGAGCCAGGCCUCGCCCCCCCCUCCAAGAUGCACGCGAGUAUUAGCAUGAGUACGUGUUGGAUGUUGCACGUUGCAUCGGCACAUGCAGCAGCGUUGCAGCGUUGCAGCGACAACAGUGAGCUAACAACAACAGCAACAAGGCGAACAACAAGCAUAAUUUUCUGCUAUAUAAUGAAAGAACACCAUACAAAACAAAUACAACAACAAUAACAGAAACAAACAAACAAACAAACAACAUCAGAAGAACAAGUAAAAACAACAACAAACCCGAUGAUAUAACGAAGAAGAUGAACAACAACAACAACAACAAGAAGAACACCAGUGUAACAUCUUUGAUUUGAAACAUACAUAUUUGUAUACCCGCAUUAUUCAGUUAACGAGUCAGCAACCAACAACAAUCAUACUUAAGCUAAACCGAAAUGUCUAAUUAAUUUGUAAGCAGCUCGUAGUCCAAUCCAUAUAGGCGUUUUGUCCAAACAACUAUUUGCCUAAGCAGGUGGAUGAAUAAACAGAAGAAGAAUCCCAUAAACACACACACAAAUACAGCACAUCACACACAAACACACACGCACACUCCCACUCACACAUCAACAGGACCAUAAACAAUUAUAAUCCCAAAAACCAAAAAAAAAAACCAACACUGAUAACAAAAUUGAAGAACGACGAACAAGCUCUACAAAUUGUAUUUGCCAGUAGUGAGAGAACCCAAAAAAACACGCUUUAUUUAAUUACCUACUUGCGAAACUUAAAAGCAAAUACCAAAUAACAAAAGAGGAGAAUGGCGACCAAAAGAUGGUAAAGGUUAGGAAGCAGAAGCAAAUCCAGAAGAACAAAAUAAUCAAUCCCCCAAAGCAACAUUCUAUAACGAACAAGAUGAACCCUUUUAACUUAUUCUAAACGAGAUGAGAACAACACCAAUUUGCAUAGUUUGUAUUGUAUGUACAUUUAUCCAGCUAAAUAAUGAAAAGCCAAAUGGUUGAAAUCAAAAGCGGACCCAAAACAACUAGAAACUAAAGCGACACCAAUAUAUAAACAAAUACCGCCUGAACUGCCAUUGAAAGCAAUACGAACCAAAAACUAAUGAGAACAACCAAGAGAGGCAAACAAUAGCGAAAGCUGCUAGAUGUCAAAGUAUAAUCACACAACAUCCAAACACCAUCCACUCACACCAACACCCGCUCACACACACCCACACACAAACACACACACAGAAGGAGGGGAAAAGGUCACCAGGAGAGUAAAAAGCAGACAGAGUUACUUCACAUUCAGAUACGAUCGAACUAAAUAAUCGGACAUUCCCUUUGCAGUUUCGAUCCCAAUGGGUCAGCAAGAAAGUUCAAAGCAAACAUUGUAACAUUUUAACCAUAGCGAUCGCACAUUUGAGGUUAUGUCUCAUUUUGAGGUUAUGUCCUCGCCUUGAGGUUAUGUUCUCACUUUGAGGUUAUGUCCUCAACUACAUACACACCCACACACACACCCGAAACACCGACACAAAGCGACAACAGUACCGAACAAAUCCUUGGAGUUGGGGCGCAUGGAGCCGCAGAAAGUGAGACAAAGACGAGUGAAACCUUCAACGAAGACCUUAGCAAUUCAAAUUUGAAUUCGAUCAGUCAAAAAUCGAUUAACAAAAACAAUUAACAAAGAACGCUGAACGAAGAAUGAAGAACGAAGAACGAAGAAAACGCGCAAGAAGUGAAUAUAUGAAACGAACAAUGCCGAGAAUGUGAAGUGAAAGAGAACCCAGUAACGAAACAAGUUUAAAGCGAGGCGAACCAAGUGCUAAAAGACGAGAAAAUAAAAACAAUUCGGAAAAUAGCAGAAGAAGCGUUUGUGCCUAGCACGAAAUAAAAAAAAUAUUGCAAAUAGAGAUACGAAAACGAGUGAACAAUUUGAACAAGUUUUUGUUUUCAAAGUGCUCUAUUUUCACAUACUUCUUUUUUAUCUUUAACCUACAAGUAGAAUCGAGCAAAGACCGAGAUUAAUGGUUAAUUACACAAUGAGCAAGGAGAGUAAAUACCAAAACGAAUAUAUAUUACACAUAAUUAUAACAUAACUAAUUUAACUAAAAUACGAUAUUAAUACUGAAUUGAAUUCAAACAAAGUUUUAGCCCGACCGCUUAAAAGCGUAGCAUACUUUUCAGCGCCAGUCGCCUUCGCAUUCGCUUUCAUUUCCGUAUCCGCCGCAAUCGCGUUAUAACGAUAGACGAUGGAGAUGUAAGCAAACCGAAAAUCGAUAACUGAUAAACAACCAAAAUAUGAAGAGAAAAAAACAAAAAAAAAGAAAGUAUUUCGAUCAGUUGUGCCCAAUUUUGCUAAGCUAAGCUUUGUUUGAAACAGCUUUACUGCAUAUGAUUUCUUUGGUUUCUCUGUCGUAUGAUUUACUAGCUAGCAAUGCCUUUUUCGCCGCUGUUCAGUUAUGUAUCGACAAACAAACGAUAACUGAUACCGAUUACGAUAACGUUCAAUAAAACUCCAUCGAAUGGCCCCGCUACACUGAUGGUUGUGGAGUAGUUCGACCACAGUGAAAAUUAUAUGUGAGGUUCCAUUGCGCACACAGUACACAGUACAGUGCAGUACAUUACAGUACAGUACACACUCGUCACAUUGCCCGAACUCACACUCACCCAACAUAUAGACUCUCAGAUACAUGUAAAUGCUUUGCUUUUGCUUUGAAAUUGCUGCAAUCGUAGGAGGUGAAUGAGAAACGAAUACUUUGGGAUCAAUGCGUUUUUUAGUUUUAACAAUAAAACAACAACCAAUUCACCCACUGACACUACUCACGUUUUUGAGAAAACACACACAAUUACAGACUUGGGCAUUGAAAGAAGAAACUUCUUUCAGUGACGAAACGAUCCUCUUCUCGCUGACUUGCUCUCACUCGUUCUCCAACACAACACGAAUUGAAACUGUUAUACGAAACAUGCUUUCACACACCGCUUGACUUCUAACUAUCUGUUAAAUCAAAUACAAAUGCGGAACUUGUUCUAAGCACAUCCACAUCUACCCACUGAAAGGUAAACAGCAUCGUACAAAAUUAAUCAACAUUGGGAAUUGACAAAUGACCCUCGGCCAACCAAUGCCUUGAUUUGGACCCUUUGGACAUAUGAAAUUCUGUUCCAUUAAGUUUUGUUUCUUAGUAGAUGCCAAUUUCCGGUUCACAGUUCUUUUCAUUUAGUGGCCAGAGUGUUUAUAUUUACUUUCUGUGUUGGAUACCUGUAGUAAAUGUAUAACAGUAUUAUAACCGUUACAUGACAGCCCUACAUCAGAAACUUAACACGCUUAUAACAGUUUAAUCUCUGUCAUACUGAGGUGAUAAGUCAAUCGUAAGGCACUUGUAUAACGGUUUUAUGCCACUGUAUGGCAGCUGUAUAACAUCUUUGACCAGUUUUUAAGUCCAGUUACAUUUGGCAACUUUACAUCGAUCAGCUGUCUUAAUUUGUUCGCAAAAACGAGUAAUAUAGAAAAAAUAUAGAAAGUAUUCCGCAAUAGCUUCCCAAUACUAGACCGUUCCUAAUUCACAACGCGAUCAAUCACUAUUUAUCCUAGCCAACACAAAGAAGUAACGCAAACAACAAAAAUUGUAGAGUAAUAACUUGUGUACAUUAUGGGGACCAGUUUAAGCGUUGCCUUAAAGCCCAAAAAUUAAGUGUUUAUUUAUUUGCGCACGCUUUUACCAAAGAGCUUUGUCGUUUAGAUCAGAUUGACCCCGUGACCCCUUGACCCCGUGACCGCCUAACCCCUUACCAAACCUUACCUAGACGCAACGCAACCCGACUCGAACAGACUCCGAUUUGGUUCGUCUUACAAUCAUCGUAUUACGUAUUUGUAUUUUAAUCCCACAUUGAUUUAACGCUUGCCGAUUGCCAAUUUUGUAACGACUUGAAUGUAGCUUCAUUAUUAUAUACAUUUUGUUGGCUGUUUGACAAAUAAUACGAGUACCCACAUUGAUGAAUAAUAGAUCACAUGGAAAUAACGCAAAACGAUAAAUCGCUUAGUCGAGAAUAAUAAACGAAACAUGCUAUAAACUAAUAACAGAAAAUUAAGUUUGAAAAUUCCGUACAAAAUGCAUAAGUUUAACGAAAAAAGCAUAUAAUACUGAGAGAACUUAACGCAUAAUAUAUCUACUUAUACUGAGUGCACUGUUAUAAACGAGGGGCGGGGCGAGAUUAAAUAAACAACAAGAACAACAACAACAACAACAAAAAGAAAAACGAAUCAAACGAAAAAGAAAAAGAAAAACAAAAGAAAACAAAACAUUAUAAUGGUAUAUACUUCAAGAUAUUAUACUAUCUAUGUGUGAAUAACAUCAUAUGCAAAACAACAGCCACACAUGAAGCUUAUGCGACAAGCAAACCGAUGAAAAGAAACAAAAAACUUAGCAAGAAGUCGAGAAAGAGAUACUAUACUAUAAUAUACGUGUAAAUUUACAAUAAUAAAAGCCGAGAGAGGGAUAUGAAUUUUAGCAAGCGGUAAAUUCAAAACGAAACCGAAACGCAAAUCGAAAUCGAAAAGUUGCAAAUUAUAUAUGAGAACUCGAUGACGAAAAGGACGAAAAGGACGACGUCGUGAAGGGAUGAUAACGAUGUUGAUAAGGAAAUCUAUUUCAUAUUUUUAGCAUACGUGUAAACAUAUUUUUUGUGCCGAAGUUACGUUCGAAGCAACACGCGCAUCAUUGCCAUUAGACAAAAUAAAAUUAAUUAUAUAUACAAUAUGCCUAAAAAUAAUACAAAAAAAAAAUAAAAACGAAAACAAAAACAAAACUACCACUAAUAAUUAUAAAAAGGAAACAAAACAAAACAACUGCAUAUUUUGUGCUGCUGAAGAAAGUCACAACGCAACAAAAAACAUGAUAACAAUAAAACAUAUAUAAAUUUCUAACAAUUUUUGAGCAAUAAAACCACACUCACACACACAUACCCUCACCCAGACACACACACACACAUACGCUCAUCACAGAAGUUUGGCGAAUAUUUGCACCGCCACUGUAAGCCCUGUAAGCGUGCGAAAGAGAGCGAGAUGGGGCUUAACCGCGCUCCGCACUGCUCUCGCACACUUCGCACAGUGGCGUCGCAAAGUAUGCAACCAGGAAACUGACAGCAGCAUUCUCGAAUACCAAAUACAAAUGCAAGUGGAAUGGCAAAUGCUAGGAGAUGUUGCGGAUACAGAAAGCGAUUAAACAUUUUUAGAUACACUUCAAAAAUCAAAGCGUGGAAAUUUCUAUAUUAGUUAAUAAUAAAUUCCUUUUUUGUUAACUCACUAUAUUAAAAUGAAAACAAAGAUGGACAAAAACUUUAGCUUUAUACUCGUACAUUUGUAAUAUAUUACAUAAGUCUAGAUAAUUACAUAAAAACAAAGGAAAAAUAGAAAAUAUAUUAUAAAUUAUAAUUAUACAAAAGCAAAACCGAAAAAAAUUUUACAAAUAAAAAAAACGCAAAAAAAAAAUCAAUAAAACCCAAAUCAAACGAAGCAUAGCAAAUGAAAUUCAAAGUAAAUUCAUAAAUAGCGUACAAAAAUCGAAACAAAACAAAAAAAAAAUGAAGAAACCCCAAAACGAACUGUAAAAAAAGAGAAAACAUUUAAAUGUAAAACAGCCAGUUAUUAUGCAUAGCUAAUAAAAUUCAAAAUACAGAGCAGGAGCAGGAAAUAAGAACAAUUAUUGCAAUUAGAUAUUCUACAUAAAAAAUUCGAGAUCUUUAGUAAAACAUAGGUUGCAUACGCAACCACACACAAGCAAAACACACACACACAUGCGCAUUCCCGAAUACAUCCGUAUGUAAGUACAAUUUGAUUUCCGGCGACCUGUGAAUAGGUCGUUAUCCUGAUUUCGAGUGCUAUCAGUUGCCAACCCAGCCAUUCAGCCACAUAGACAGACGCCAUCAAGGACCCACACGAGACACAUUACCAGACAGACCCCGGAUAAGAGGAAAACCACGCCAAGCAGCAGAGAUUAAGAUACCAAUCCAAGCCUAUACGAUACCGAUACCGAUACCGAAACCGAAACCAAUCCAAACAGAACACAAGAACACACAAUUACGAAAGUUGCCAUCCAGCGAAGUAUUUGCAAUUUAUAUUGAGAGCAAGAGUUAAUAGCCGUUUAUAUAAAGCCCGUUGAACACGAAAACAAAACGAAAAAAAAAGAGAAGAAAACCAAAAACAGACUGAAGAAAAUGAGAAUUAUUUAACAAGAAAAUUUAUAUAUAUGUAAUGAUAGCCAAUAGAGACAAGUGCAUCCAAGCUAUAUGAACAGAAUCACAAAUUGCCAAGCUGCUUUUACAUGCAUCCAGAGCUGAGCCCCAUCCACUCACUCGCACACACACACACACACAGGGGGCCGGAUAUCCUGCCACGCCCCACACGACCGCCCACCCACGACACUCAGAUACACGGACACACUAACACUCACACUCACACACUGGCGAUUGAGUAGCUCAUGAAUAGAUUGAGAUGUGAGGGAAAUAUGUAUUUAUAUUUAUACACCAGCAAGUUAGCAAAAAUGGAUACAUGAUACUAAUGAGAAGCAUAAGUUAAAUAUACAUAUUAAAGGACGUCUUAAACUAAAGCAACAGCAGAAACUGACAAAUGCAAAUAUUAGCGAGAUUACAAUGAAAACGUUUGCGAGGAGGAGACACAGGCACAGUUAGCAUAUUUUUUUUAUACAAAUACAAUUUAAGCAAACGAAUACGAAAAUCAACAAAUUGAAGUAAUUUAUUAGUGAGAAACCGAAGCAACUGAUGAUGUCUUUGUAAAGACUUUAUAUAUGCCUGCCAUAUGCCUACAUCUGCCUAGCUGUCUGACUCUAACACAAACACUGAGACACGAACACAACACUUUCUCCCUCCCCUACUUUCUCCCACUCUCUCUCUCUCCCUCUCUCGCUCUCGCUUGUGCAGACACGACACAGACACAGACAGACAGACAAACUCCUGAGUAAGUCCAUUCACAUCAUCCGGAACAAGGACCGACUUGCCCUCGAUGAGAAGCGCGGAGAGAGGCGCACUGUGGACUGGUUGUAAACGAUGCAGCGGUUGCACGUACCGGCCGAAGAAAGUGUUCAGGCUUCUUCUUGCCCUUGUAUGCUUUGUAUUCCAUUAGCCCAUCCUGAUUUCUUAGCCAGUUUUUUUGGGGGAGCCUGCGUUGUGUCGUUGGCUCCCCCCAACCUCCUAGAUCCCCCAAACCCGAGCCAGAGCCGUUGUUGAGCAACUCUAUUUGAUAGCAACUUCCCCGGCUACAAAUUCUUAGUGGUUCAGAUGGCUAUAGGACAACCGGACACACGUACAUACAUACAUACAUACAUACAUACAAGCACACACACACACGCCCACACAGACACUGAAAUUCUGUCCCUUUAAAGAUGAUAAAGAUAUAUACAUAUGAAUAUGUAUAUGUAUAGAAUAUAUAUGUGCGAUCAAGUAAAAGCAGCUAGAAAAAGUACCGAAAAACCAAAUAAGAAAUUGCUAAAAAUUAAUGACACCCGCCACUUUUCUACUAAAAAGAAAUCGACUGUAUAUAUAUAUACAAAUAUAUAUAUAUGAUAAUAUGAGUAUAUUUAUGUAGCAGUAUAACAGUAUGUGUAGUAUAACACUUUGUCCAUUUGCUUGACAAACAGAACCAUACACACAGACACCACACACACACACACACACACACACACACACAGACAGGCACACGAUCUGCAUUUUGUUUUCUAGUUUUUUAAAGGGACAUUAACUUGUACUAGCGAUACUCUUAAUAACUAAAUCUUGCAAAAUAAUACGAAUAGGGACAUCGCUGUCAUACAUUGUAAUGUUUUCGCCGGCACAACCUUCGAUUUUCGAUUGAAGCCAGCCUCUUGUUAUCAAUUUUUGUCGAUAGAAUACGUGUAUUUACUACCAACCACAGAUGAUAAUCCAUUAAGUUUGCCCAGAAACACACAUAUUAAUAUAAAUAUACCUGCAUAUAUAUUUUUUUUAUAACAACAUAUGGUAAAUCUGUAUGGGACAAAUGAAACACAACAACAAAUUUUGUAUGUAUUCAUUUUUAUUAAAAAGAAAAGAGGGAAAAACAAAUGGGAAAAUACAAACCGGAAACCAAAAGAAAACAAAUAACACUCGUAAAACACACGGACAGACGAAAAUUGUUUUUAUAAAGAUAUAUUCGAUUAAUAUAUUUAAAAUAAAGUAAAACAAAAAACAAAACGAAACAAAAAUAAAACAAAACAAACAAACGCCUGAAUUAGUUUAUUACGCAAAAGAAA
Molecule: messenger RNA, 14783 nt
Organism: Drosophila teissieri
Lineage: Eukaryota; Metazoa; Arthropoda; Insecta; Diptera; Drosophilidae
Gene: para
Product: sodium channel protein para
Exons: 31
Coding region: 223-6549 (2108 amino acids)
Biological process (GO): membrane depolarization during action potential; neuronal action potential; sodium ion transmembrane transport
Cellular component (GO): voltage-gated sodium channel complex; plasma membrane
Molecular function (GO): voltage-gated sodium channel activity; calcium ion binding
Source: RefSeq, a predicted model, not a curated record